Molecule: messenger RNA, 1202 nt
Organism: Seminavis robusta
Lineage: Eukaryota; Bacillariophyta; Bacillariophyceae; Naviculales; Naviculaceae
Source: the annotation of a GenBank genome assembly
AGAAGAAACACAACAAAUGACAAUAGUAGCUAGUAGUAAUGUAGCUCUAGCUACUAGUAAGGAACGACGACGUACUGUAUGGAAUUGAACUGUUGCCCAUCUUUCUCUGCUUUUCGCUCAAAUAUCAUUUUCUGUCACCUCCAAAUAGAAUCAUGCGAUCGCUACAGUCUCUACUACUCCUUGGUUUGUGUCAUCUUCCAGUGGCGCUAGCAUGGCAAAGUGUUCCAUGGAACGGACGCUCCAAUUUGCGGAAACAUCAUCAACCAAAACACUACCCAAAUGAAAGUAAUGAUGGGACUAGUCGAAGAUCGUUAUUGGGAGAAAUUGGUUGUGGAGCUUUGGUGAUGGUAUCCACCCUUUUACCACAAGAUGCGCUGGCUGCUGACGGAAAUUCAGCUUCUUUAGAACAAAAGCAGUCCUUUCCGACAUCGGCAGGUCGUCGUGGCUGCAAGACCAUUUCGGAUCCGUCUCGGACAUCUGUGACCUGUAGGGGUGAUUUACGAUCCGCCAAUACCGAUGGUCGACUCUCCAGAGUAUCUGCCACCGAAAAUGGAGUUUCUACCUCUGCGGUCCGCAAUCCCUCUCGUUUUUCUCCUCCAUGGACGUAUCUGACGGAAACAUCCAAUUCCAAAAAGGCAUGGGAUUCCUUGGUGAAUGCCGUCUUGGCGGUAGAUCCCAACGUCAAGAUUGAAACUUUGACGGAGGACUAUUUGCAUGCUACUGUACCGACCCAAUCACCACCCGGUUUGUCAGGAGAAGGUGGAUUGGAUGAUUUGGAAUUUUUGUUGAGACCAGACGACAAUGUAGUGUUGUAUCGAUCCGCCAGCCGCACAUCCAUCUUUGUCUAUCCACUCACGCAGCCCGUCAGUGAUCAAAAUUCCAACUUGAAGCGAUUGCAAAAGAUUCGAACCCUUUUGGGAUGGGAAGAGCUGGGAUAUCGCCAGGAAGGAUCUAAGCGAAUAUGAAGGAAUUACUAUUUUAAGGUGGUCGCCCAGAAUUAUUAAGCCAGCUCCAGGCUGCGAACAAUACAGGUGCGUAGAUAAUGAAUUAUCGCGAGAGCAUCGCGACAGAACAACAACAACAAAAGAAUCGACGCCUUCUGCUAAAGGUGUGUUGUAAUCGGUGGAUGGCACACCCAUCGGACUAUUGUAUGUACAUUUAGUGUCUGUUAUAGUGUAAGGAAGGUGUAAGCCGCUGGGAUU